ACUCGGCAGUGGAUGACUUGUUUGCCAUCUUCUGUCAGUGUGCGGAACUAAACCCUGACCCUGACGCAGAGCAAGAGGACGAUCCUGAUUGGGUUUUCAAUGCUGACCAGAUUGAAGUUGAAGAAGAUGAUGGUGGUGAUUGUGAAGAUCCUGAAAUUCCUAUUGGUUUUUCAAAUGGUGUACAUGAGCUAUCUCGUUCUGUGCUCGAGGCUCCCAAAAGAGGGGUGGAGGCACCAGUGGCGGUGAAGAAGAAGACUGCUCCCAAAAGAGGGGUGAAGGCCCCAGUGGCGGUGAAGAAGAAGACUGAUAAGGUUGUGAAUCCUUGUUUUGAAAAGCGUCCAAAACAGUUUGGCAUUGGUGGUGCGUUGCCUCCAAAAAAGGAUUUGCAUAGGUUCGUGAAAUGGCCAAAAGUUGUCCGCAUUCAGCGUCAGAGGAGGAUACUCAAGCAACGUUUGAAGUUUGGUAUCUCCAUUCCAACUACUGGAUCUCAAACCAAGCUUGAAAUGGAUGAUGAUCGGAAACUCUCAAUUUAUAUGGAGAAGGAAAAAGACAUGGAAGGGGGGAGUUCAGAGUUGCUGGACAAAAAGCCAAGUGCGUCUCAGCUUUGUCCAUUUGAAAUCCUGCAAAUAAUAAUGUCAUCUUUACCUUUGAAAUCCAUUGGGAAGUUCAAAUGUCUAUCUAAGACUUGGUACACUACUUUAUCUGAUCCUUACUUCCGUCGGUUGUAUGAAUCGAAAUUGGAUCCCUCCAGAAAGUUAAAUCUUAUCAUUGUUCCUCCAAGCAAUGACCUCGUGGAACCUGUUUCAUUCAAUUCAAUUCAGUAUAAUGAAACUUCAUCUUCUUUUGAGGACUCCACCAAUUACAAGUGUCCCUUCCAAUCAAACCUCAAGUACCUAUCUUUACAAGGUUCUUGUAAUGGUUUACUAUGUGUUCAAGUUGAUUUGAAUCAGCUUUGCGUAUGGAACCCUUGUACGGAAGUGCAUACUAUGCUUCCCCAAGUGCCUAACAUCACAUCUGAAAGCCGCAAUUGUACACCGCCUCCUUUCAAAACCUAUGGCUUUGGUUGGGAUUCUGAGUCUCAACAUUACAAGAUACUACACAUGGCAGCAACUUGGAAGCGUUGGGGUUCAGCAGUAGCAGCGAUUACCUUGGGAGAGAAGUCCUGGAGAUAUCUGAAAAAUGAAUCUUUCAACUUUGAAGGAGAAUCACAUGAGGUGGUGUUCUCAAAUGGUAAAAUAUAUUGGAAAGCAAUUGAGACUAGUGGAGAAUUGGGAAGGAAUUUCAGCCAGUCCUUUGUUAUUGCUGCUUUCAACAUCAACAGAGAGGCGUUCAGCCUUACCCAACCCCCAGAGCCUUUGGUUGGUAAUCGUGGAGUACAGGGAAAGAUUUCUGGAACUUUGAUUAGUCAGUUGUUGGGUAGCCUUUCUCGAUGCUUCAGGAAGGGUAUCACAUAUGGAUACUUAAAGAAGAUGAAGGUGUAUCAAGUUGGGAUCACAUGUUCUCAUUCAAUAUCACGAUACCACGCUUUCAUUCCUUGAGGCCUCUACACAUCUCCGGAAAGUUUGAAAUGUUACUUUUUGGUCCAGUGAUGGACAAUGACCAGUAUUCUAUGGUUUUGUAUAACCCCGUUAAGACAUCAACAGCUGUUGACAUGCUAACUAUUCCAAGUGCUUAUGGCUUGCAUGCAUUUACCCGGAGUGUUGAGUCGGUGAAUUCAGUUCUGUUUAAGAAAAGAAAUGAAGGGAUAAGUGCGGAGAUGUAAGUACCGUUAAGGAGGGAUGGUUCUGUCGUGACGGAGGAGAAUAAUGCGAAGAUACAGACGGUUUUAUGGGAGGAUGUGUCGGUGAACCCAGUUCUUGUUAGAUCUGUUCGUUAGGUAUUUCGAAUUUGUAAGUUGAGGUUUUAUUCACAUGGGGUUCCAUGUUUUCAAGCGGAUGUCACACUGGCUCUCAUAACAAGAAUCUUUCAUGUUAUACUAUUUUGUCGAGAUGUUAUAUCGAAAACCUUUUAUUCUGACU
This is a messenger RNA of Papaver somniferum (opium poppy), 2018 nucleotides long. Its product is annotated as F-box/kelch-repeat protein At3g23880-like. Gene Ontology annotation, molecular function: protein binding. The transcript has 9 exons. Lineage: Eukaryota; Viridiplantae; Streptophyta; Magnoliopsida; Ranunculales; Papaveraceae. The coding region runs from base 504 to 1538 and encodes 344 amino acids. The record is from RefSeq and is a predicted model, not a curated record.